This is a messenger RNA of Perca flavescens (yellow perch), 4886 nucleotides long. RefSeq lists its product as uncharacterized. Gene Ontology annotation, molecular function: calcium ion binding. Gene Ontology annotation, cellular component: plasma membrane. The record is from RefSeq and is a predicted model, not a curated record. The transcript is spliced from 3 exons. Bases 96 to 4886 code for a protein of 1596 amino acids. NCBI's taxonomy places the organism in Eukaryota, Metazoa, Chordata, Actinopteri, Perciformes, Percidae. Gene Ontology annotation, biological process: homophilic cell-cell adhesion.
GUGGAGUACUGUUGAUUUUCUCUUGACUGAAUUGUAUAAUCCUCAUUGCAUCUGUAACCUAAACGAGGACAAUUUUCUGUUGUGAACGCAUUGCCAUGAUGGGGCUCAAACGGAGCUGCUUCGUUUUCUUUCUGAUGUGGCAAGCCGUGAAUGGGGACGCGAGCUAUUCCUUUCAAGAAGAAAUGAAGCGCGGAUCUGUUAUUGGGAAUAUAGCGAAGGAUCUUAACCUGGACUGGAGUAAACUGUCUGGUAGGAAUGCCCGUGUUGAUGCCGCAGGGAAUCGCAAACGUUAUUGUGACAUCAGUAUCAGCAAUGGGGAUUUAAUUAUUGCCGACAGGAUUGACCGGGAGGAGCUUUGUGGAGAAAAGCUAUCGUGUGUACUAAAACGCGAUAUUGUGCUGGAGAAUCCUCUGGAACUGCAUCCGUUCAGUCUUCACAUUCAAGAUAUUAAUGAUAACUCGCCACAAUUUAAGGAAGAAUUUAUCAAUUUAGAAAUUCGAGAGUCAGCAUUCAGGGGCGCUCGUUUUGUGAUAGAGGAGGCGCACGAUGCGGAUGUAGGACAAAAUUCAGUUCAGCAGUACAGCCUUAAAAAGAAUGAUAAUUUCAUUUUGGCCGUUGAUGGAAACACAAUAGAGCUUGUUCUUGAAAAAGAGCUUGAUCGUGAAAAACAACAAGAGAUCAAUUUGGUCCUUACAGCUCUAGAUGGUGGCUCCCCUCAGAGAUCAGGUACGGUAGUCAUACACGUCACUGUACUGGAUGCUAAUGAUAACGCCCCAGUGUUUAGCCAGGCCGUUUAUAAAGCCAGUCUGCCUGAAAACUCUCCUGUAGAUACUGUAGUGGUCACAGUGAGUGCUACUGAUGCAGACGAGGGAGUCAACGGAGAUGUGACGUAUGAAUUUGGACAUGUUACUGAUGAUGUGAAGAGAGUCUUUAGUAUUGACCGUAAAAACGGCAAAAUUAAAGUGAAUGGUGCGAUUGACUUUGAAACUGUUACAACAUAUGAUUUGCGCAUUAAAGCAAAAGAUGGAUUAGGAUUAUCGUCAUACACAAAGGUAUCCAUUGAUGUCACCGAUGUCAAUGACAACAUACCUGUAAUCUAUGUGAAAUCUCUGGCACAUCCAGUACCUGAGAAUGUGUCACCUGGUACAGAGGUGGGCAUUGUUAACGUGCAGGAUUCAGAUUCUGAUAAUAAUCAACAGGUCCGCUGUUCCAUGCAACAAAAUGUCCCUUUUAAAUUGGUCCCUUCUAUUAAAAACUAUUAUUCUCUGGUGACCACAGGACAACUGGACCGUGAACUAGUGUCUGAUUACAACAUUACAAUCACUGCCACUGACGAGGGCUCUCCACCUCUGUCCUCCUCUAAAACUGUUCAGUUAUCUGUAGCAGACAUCAACGACAACCCACCUGUGUUUGAGGAACAGACCUACAGCGCAUAUGUGACUGAAAAUAACAAACCUGGCUCCACUUUAUGUUCGGUUACUGCUCGAGACCCCGACUGGAGACAAAACGGUACAGUGAUUUAUUCUCUGUUACCCGGUGAGGCGAACGGUGCCCCGGUGUCCUCCUAUCUAUCUGUUAACGGAGACACGGGGGUGAUCCACGCUGUGAGGUCGUUUGAUUAUGAACAGUUCAGGAGUUUUAAAGUCCACGUGAUGGCCAGAGACAACGGUUCUCCUCCGCUCAGCAGCAACGUGACCGUCAGUGUCUUCAUAUCGGAUGUGAAUGACAACUCUCCUCAGAUACUGUACCCCGCCCCGGAGGGCAACUCCUUCAUGACCGAGCUGGUCCCCAAAGCUGCACACGGAGGCUCUCUGGUGUCCAAAGUGAUAGCAGUGGACGCGGACUCCGGACAGAACGCAUGGCUGUCCUAUCAUAUAGUCAAAUCCACUGAUCCGGGACUUUUCACUAUUGGUCUCCACAGCGGAGAGAUCAGGACACAGCGGGACAUUUCUGAGUCUGACAGCAUGAAACAGAACCUUAUUGUAGCAGUGAAAGAUAACGGACAGCCCUCUCUCUCUGCCACCUGUUCCAUGUAUUUACUUAUUUCUGAUAACUUGGCUGAGGUGCCAGAACUGAAGGAUAUUUCUUAUGAUGAGAAGAACUCCAAACUGACCUCUUAUCUGAUCAUCGCGCUGGUGUCUGUGUCCACCUUUUUUCUGACCUUCAUUAUCAUCAUCCUGGGUGUGAGGUUUUGUCGCAGGAGAAAGCCCAGACUGUUGUUUGAUGGAGCAGUUGCCAUCCCCAGCGCUUAUCUCCCUCCUAAUUACGCAGAUGUUGACGGCACAGGAACUUUACGCAGCGCUUACAAUUAUGACGCCUACCUGACAACAGGUUCUAGAACCAGUGACUUUAAGUUUGUGACGUCUUACAAUGACAACACACUGCCUGCUGACCAGACUUUGAGGAAAAGUCCCUCAGACUUUGCUGACGCGUUUGGAGAUUGUGAUGCUUCUCCUGAGGUAGCAGUACUGAUCUUUCUCGCUGUAACAAUGGGCUACAACAGAUUUGCGCUGCUCUACGGCCUUGCUUUUAUUUUUCUUGUCCUCCACCCCGUCUAUGGAGACGUGAGUUACUCCAUCCCGGAAGAGAUGAAACGAGGAUCUGUAAUUGGGAAUAUCGCUAAGGAUCUGGGACUUGAUUUGGGCAGGCUGUCUGCUCGCAAGGCCCGUAUCGAUACUGAGGAUAACAACGUCCAGUACUGCGGUGUAAAUCUCAACACCGGAGACUUGGUUGUACAAGAAAGGAUUGACAGAGAAGGGCUUUGUGCAAAAAAAGCAUCGUGUGUUCUAAAACAGGAACUCGUACUUGAAAAUCCAUUAGAGUUGCACCGUAUUAGUAUCAGCGUUCAAGAUAUCAACGACAAUUCACCGCAGUUUAAAGAGGAAUCCCUUAAAAUUGAAAUUCAAGAAUCAGCGGACAAGGGUGCACGCUUUCUCUUGGAUGAGGCACACGAUGGAGAUAUCGGAGAAAAUGCUGUUCAGGGUUAUUCACUUCAGCAGAAUGAUCAUUUCAAAUUAAAUGUGAAGACAAAGGGCGGUGGACGAAAAUAUGGUGAAUUAGUCUUAGACCAAGAAUUAGACAGAGAGGACAGAAAAGAGAUUUUGUUAUUGGUUACGGCAUUAGAUGGUGGUUCUCCUCAGAGAUCAGGUACUGUAGUCAUACACGUCACUGUACUGGAUGCUAACGAUAAUGUGCCAGUAUUCAGCCAGACCGUUUAUAAAGCCAGUCUGCCUGAAAACUCUCCUCUGGAUACAUUGGUGAUUACAGUGAGUGCUACUGAUGCAGACGAGGGAAUGUAUGGUGAAGUUACUUACGGAUUUGACCAUGUUUCUGAUGAAAACCAAGUUUUCUCUCUUAACCCUAAAACAGGAGAAGUUAAAGUGGCUGGAUCUAUUGAUUAUGAAAAAGAAUCGUCAUAUGAAAUUCAGAUUAGCGCCAAAGAUGGACUGGGAUUGGCGUCAUAUGCAACGGUGAUAAUUGAAAUUACAGAUAUAAAUGACAACGCCCCAGUUAUAUACAUGAAAUCGCUGACUAACCCCAUACCUGAGAACGUGUCACCUGGUACAGAGGUGGGUAUCAUUAACGUGCAGGAUAGAGACUCUGAGAAUAACAGACAGGUCCGCUGCUCCAUUCAGCAAAACGUCCCUUUUAAGUUGGUCCCUUCUAUUAAAAACUAUUAUUCUCUGGUGACCACAGGACAACUGGACCGUGAACUAGUAUCUGAUUACAACAUUACAAUCACUGCCACUGACGAGGGCUCUCCACCUCUGUCCUCCUCUAAAACUGUUCAGUUAUCUGUAGCAGACAUCAACGACAACCCACCUGUGUUUGAGGAACAGUCGUACAGCGCUUAUGUGACUGAAAAUAACAAACCUGGCUCCACUUUAUGUUCCGUUACUGCUCGAGACCCCGACUGGAGACAAAACGGUACAGUGAUUUAUUCUCUGUUACCCGGUGAGGUGAACGGUGCCCCGGUGUCCUCCUAUCUAUCCGUUAACGGAGACACGGGGGUGAUCCACGCUGUGAGGUCGUUUGAUUAUGAACAGUUCAGGAGUUUUAAAGUCCACGUGAUGGCCAGAGACAACGGUUCUCCUCCGCUCAGCAGCAACGUGACCGUCAGUGUCUUCAUAUCGGAUGUGAAUGACAACUCUCCUCAGAUACUGUACCCCGCCCCGGAGGGCAACUCCUUCAUGACCGAGCUGGUCCCCAAAGCUGCACACGGGGGCUCUCUGGUGUCCAAAGUGAUAGCGGUGGACGCGGACUCCGGACAGAACGCCUGGCUGUCCUAUCAUAUAGUCAAAUCCACUGAUCCGGGACUUUUCACUAUUGGCCUCCACAGCGGAGAUAUCAGGACACAGCGGGACAUUUCUGAGUCUGACAGCAUGAAACAGAACCUUAUUGUAGCAGUGAAAGAUAACGGACAGCCCUCUCUCUCUGCUACCUGUUCCAUGUAUUUACUUAUUUCUGAUAACUUGGCUGAGGUGCCAGAACUGAAGGAUAUUUCUUAUGAUGAGAAGAACUCCAAACUGACCUCUUAUCUGAUCAUCGCGCUGGUGUCUGUGUCCACCUUUUUUCUGACCUUCAUUAUCAUCAUCCUGGGUGUGAGGUUUUGUCGCAGGAGAAAGCCCAGACUGUUGUUUGAUGGAGCAGUUGCCAUCCCCAGCGCUUAUCUCCCUCCUAAUUACGCAGAUGUUGACGGCACAGGAACUUUACGCAGCGCUUACAAUUAUGACGCCUACCUGACAACAGGUUCUAGAACCAGUGACUUUAAGUUUGUGACGUCUUACAAUGACAACACACUGCCUGCUGACCAGACUCUGAGGAAAAGUCCAUCAGACUUUGCUGAUGCGUUUGGAGAUUCUGAAGUCUCCCCAGAGUCUACGUGA